Fusarium graminearum PH-1 is the source of this 888-nucleotide messenger RNA. RefSeq lists its product as uncharacterized. Lineage: Eukaryota; Fungi; Ascomycota; Sordariomycetes; Hypocreales; Nectriaceae. The transcript has a single exon. The coding region runs from base 1 to 888 and encodes 295 amino acids. The record is from RefSeq and is a predicted model, not a curated record.
AUGUCAAAAGACUACUACGAGUAUGAGGAAUUCUCCCGCCGCCGGCGAGAUUUCUCUCCAGACAAUUACUCUGGUGGCACCCCAAACUCCCAACAGCAAGGUCCUCCUCCUCCUGGCGCUCCUCCAUACGCCUCAACAUCUCGUCUUGAUGAUCCCUACUACGGCGGCGCACCUCCUCCGAGGGAGCGCAUGACUCUUGGGCCUCCCGAACAACAGAACCGCCCGCGCUCUGUCCCGCCCAACACCGCCAUGGUCCGACGCAGCCGGUCUCGCUCUCGUCCUCCUUCCGACGAUGACGAUUAUGAUGACAGACGUAGCUCGCGAAACCGUUCGCCAAGUCCCAUCUCUCGCGCUCGCAAUGUCGUUGACGAAAACUUCUCUCACUCUGCAUCUGGUAUAGGCGCCGGCCUUUUGGGCGCUGUUGUCGGUGGCCUCGUAGCCCGUGAGGCAACCGAGGCAGCAACCCGCCGUAAACACAAAACACGCGGCUAUGACGACGACAAUGAGGACCGCACUCGUCUCGUUUCCACCAUUCUAGGCGCGGUGGCUGGAGGUCUCGGGGCCAAUGCUCUUGCCAAUCGUGUAGAGGAUUCGAGGGAACGUGAUCGACGCCGUCAACAUGAAUGGGAGCGCGAGCGUAGCUACGUAAGGGAAGAAGAAAUGCCUCGGUACGAGCGACGAAGAUCCGGCGACCGGUCCCAAGAUCGAGAGCGAGAACGGGACCGGGACAGAGACGAUGGCCGCCGGGAUCGUGAGCGGUAUGACCGCAGCAGAGCGCUUGGACCGAAUGAUGAUGAAGAUUAUGACUUUGUUUAUGAUGAUCCACGAUAUGAAGAUAGGGAGCCUCGGCAACGUAGGAGUGAAGAUGGCUAUCGAUAUCGCCAAUAG